GGAGGGUCAAACUUGCUUUCCCUGUAUGUCACAUCAUAGUUGUGGUUACCCUCAGGGGGCCGGUUAUAACAGUCAAACCAGUGAAAUGUAAUAGGUCGUUACGGUGCACCAAAAAUCAUGUUACAUACAGUACUUUGGGUUUCACAUUUGGUCCAGUAAUUGAACAAAGUCCCAAAACUAAUAGGGAAAGAUUUAAUAACAUAUAAAUGAAACAUCAACAGCUUAAUUCUUUUCUCUUUAGGAAAGUGCAACAUCAGUAUUUGUUCAAAUAGUUAAUAAAAAUAAUAUUCAAUCGUCUUGAAAACAAAGAGAAUCAUAAAAAAAGGGAGUUUUAUGUCUCUUCAGUGUUUAGAGUGGCAAGGUACAGAGGUGUGUGCCCCAUUUAGAGAGAACAGACUUUGUUUCUUUUCUGUGGUCUGUAAAACCACAGACAUAGGAGAGUUAGCAAGGCAUCCACAUCAUACAUCUAUCAUGUAGUAUACCGCUGGCUUCGGGCAGAAUCCUCGCAUCUCCAAAACCAUCACUUUUGAGGGAAACAAUAAAACAGCAUGUUUUUGAGCCAUUAACACUGUAUCAUCAAAAGAGAGUGAGUCAUUUUCAACACUUUAGAUUGGUCAAUAAUUUGUAAUAAUAAGAGACCCACGUGGAGACUGACCAAUAGUAUCGAUAUGUGAAAUUGACCAAAUUUGGACAUUCGCGGUUUCUGCCCGACAGUGACGAUAUGUAGCAUAGUGAGCCCAAGUAAUAUAAAUCACUGUAUUCAGCAGUUAAAUUACUCAUUAUAAACAAACCACAUUCACAUGAUGUUCAGCAUUUUAUUAGCUAUCUUACUAGCUGGAAUACACGAGCACAGGCUGAUGUGACAUCACACAUGAGUAAAAGAAAAACAAAUUAUAAACCAGUGUUACCCAACAUUUAUUGAGCCAAGCAUCCAUUUUUAUAUUAGAAAAUCUCAUGGCCCACCACCAAACAAAAAGGUCACCAAGAGUAUGAAUACUGAAAUAAUGACAAGCUCAUCUCAAUUUGCUCACAAAUUGACUGAGCCACUGUGAAAUCACCAUACAUUGUUUGCAUGGAUAGAUCAACAAAGAUAUAUUUGUAAUUAAUCAGUCAUAAUUUUUGGACUAAUUAGGUGGAAUCGGAUAAUUUCCCACAGCACGUCUGUUGAUCUCUCACAGCACACUAGUGUGGCACGGCACCCUGGUUGUAAAUCACUGUGCUUAACAAUAAGCACUUAACACAAACAUCAGUAAUUAAUCUCACCUUUUUUACAGACGUUUAUAAAUGUGAGGGAAUACAGGCAAAUUAUAACAGCACAGUUUGACUGUGUGAGCUAUUAAUAGCUGCACGGGAAGAGAAUCAGACAAGUUCAAUAGUAAAAGCAGUGUGAAUUAUUAUGCUGCUAAUGGCAUUUGUUUUUACUUCUGCUCCCUCUGAAGAGCCCAGGAGAGAGAGGCUGCUAAAUGCUGUUGGAAGUUGCAUUUCUACCGCGCUCGUUUUUAUUGGCCACACAGGCUGCGUGAACUGUUUGGAAUGGAAUGAACAUGGAGAUCUGCUGGCCUCAGGCUCGGAUGAUCAACAUGCUAUCAUCUGGGAUCCGUUCAGACUCAAGAAGCUUACGACUAUGCACACAGGCCAUGCAGCAAACAUAUUCUCUGUUAAGUUCCUCCCUCACUCCGGAGAUAGAAUUUUGAUAACUGGGGCUGCGGACACUAAGGUCCACGUGCAUGACCUGACGGUGAAGGAAACCAUCCAUAUAUUUUCUGAUCAUACCAACAGGGUUAAACGCAUCGCCACAGCGCCAAUGUGGCCCAACACCUUCUGGAGUGCCGCGGAGGAUGGCAUCAUCAGACAAUAUGACUUGCGGGAGAGCAGUAAACGCUCAGAGGUGCUGAUUGACCUGACAAAGUUUUGUGGUCAGCUGGUGGAAGCCAAGUGUUUGGCUGUCAACCCACGGGACAACAACUACAUGGCCGUUGGGGCCAACGGUCCCUUUGUACGUCUCUAUGACAUUCGGAUGAUUCACAACUGUAGGAAAUCACUAAGCCAGUACAAGCCAUCUGCUGUGCGCACAUUCUUAGAAAAUCAGAAGCCCAUCCCAGACAAAGCUGUGCAGUAUUACGCUGCAGGUCACCUGUCAGUGAACCUGAGCGACUACAAUAACCGCCUGAGGGUCUUGGUGGCCACUUAUGUCACUUUCAGUCCAGAUGGAACUGAGUUACUUGUCAACAUGGGUGGGGAACAGGUGUAUCUGUUUGACCUGACAUGUAAUCAAAGGCCAUACACUUUGCUGCUUCCACAAACGUGGCAAUCAUCACCAGGAGAUUUGCGGAAUGGGAAGACGAGCAAUGGCGUCUCCAAUGGAAUUCAUUUGCCAGCCAGCCAUAUUGGAUUUACCCAAAGCAAGAUGCAACUGAACUCCACUGAUCUUCCUCCACAUUUGGAAAAGCUCAAACAACAAGCAAAUGAUGCAUUUGCACGGCAGCAUUGGACACAGGCCAUCCAACUCUACAGUUUAGGAAUUCAGCAUUCCAGCUCCAACGCCAUGCUUUAUGGAAACCGGGCUGCAGCCUACAUGAAGCGGAAGUGGGAUGGAGACCACUAUGACGCACUCAAGGACUGUCUAAAGGCACUGACUCUAAACCCUGAACAUCUGAAGGCUCAUUUUAGGCUUGCACGGUGUCUCUUUGAGCUCAAGUAUGUGUCUGAAGCACUGGAGUGCCUCGAUGAUUUCAAAGAAAAGUUUCCGGAGCAGGCGCACAGCAGUGCGUGCGACGCAUUGGAUAAAGAUAUCAAGGCCUUCUCCUCAAAGACAGAAUCAGGAGAAGAGUCCAACAGCUCUCUCCGAUUCCAUUCGUUUAGCUGGAAGGACCCCAUCCUUAAGGAUGAGUUGGUUUUUAGAGAGCAAAGCUUAGACUACAAGCACAGAUACUGUGGUCACUGCAACACCACCACAGAUAUUAAAGAAGCCAACUUCUUUGGAAGCAAAGGCCAGUACAUCGUCAGCGGGUCAGACGAUGGCUCGUUUUUUAUAUGGGAAAAGGAGACGACAAAUCUAGUGCGUAUCAUGCAGGGAGACGAGUCCAUAGUCAACUGCUUGCAGCCUCACCCCAGCUACUGCUUCCUGGCCUCGAGUGGUAUUGACCCCGUGGUUCGAUUAUGGAACCCCAGACCAGAGACGGAGAGUGAAAAUGGACGCGUGGUAGAGGACAUGGAAGGUGCCGCUCAGGCCAACCAGCGGCGAAUGAACGCGGACCCGCUGGAGGUUAUGCUGCUCAACAUGGGCUAUCGUAUCACAGGAUUGCGUGGCGUAGGCCCAGACGGCUCUGACGACGACGACAGCUCAGAUGGACAAGUGCAAUGUAGACCGAGCUAAGACAAGCUGACGGCCAUUCUGUAGAAUGGAAGUAGGAAGCAAUGCGCUGCGCCCGUUUCUGUUUGAGUCCUAAUUUGCCCUCCUUUCCGACAGAGACACCAGGGUAUCACGUCACAUAUCAACACUAUGCAUUGCCCUUAUCCUGUGAGGGCUGGUGGAGAUCUCUGCAGGGGGAGAAAGUCAUAUGAGUGUAGAGAGGCCAUUUUAAACCACACAUGAGCCUCUCAACUCACCCUGUGUUUCCAGGCAGACCUCCCUCAGGUUUAUGUUGGGUGUUUAAGGAGAAAUGCCCAAUGACCUAUUUUCAUGUCAGCGUGGCCCCGCAGUGGCAGUGACCUCGGUGGAGGAUAAUAUCAUGGUUGAAGGUGCUUUGUUGCAUCUCUUGUCUGCCCUCCUGCAGUGUGCGCUCAUUGCAGAAAAGAUGCACCAUCCGGCUUACUGUGUGGAGUACGUCUUUUCAUUUGGAGUUUUUGAAACCUAGAAUGAAAUGUCAUUCUUCUGGUGAAAGUUGCAUGUUGCAAGGAUAUGGAUGAGCUUUGUAUUUAGUUAACAAGCCUGGAAAAAGUUUUCUUCUGCCAAAGUUUGCCCUCCAUCAGUCAAAUGGCCAAGGAUUUGUUCUUUUUUUUUUUUUUUUUUUAGUCCCGAAGGGGGGUGGUUUCAUUUGAUUCGUUUAGUCAGAGUCAAAGUCCUCUUGAUCUCAAAUGCAAUUUAGUGUGAAAAUGUUUUUUGUCUAACUUGGACACGCUAAUUUUGAGGAUAUGAUAAGCCAAGUAUUUGGUGACAACUGUUGUGUCUCUACCACUCAUCCUUGGCUAAUCUUCACUUAGAUGCCCAUAAACUGAAUACAUGUUAAUGAAUGCAAAAGUAGGCUUCCGUGUGUUUUACUUUGUUCAUUGAUUUCAGUUGUUUCUCUUUGAGGACUCAUGUAGUCACAUUUGUUGCAAACAGAGAAAUAAACUUUAAAUAAUCAUUAAAA
Phyllopteryx taeniolatus (common seadragon) is the source of this 4352-nucleotide messenger RNA. RefSeq names its product WD and tetratricopeptide repeats 1 (gene wdtc1). NCBI's taxonomy places the organism in Eukaryota, Metazoa, Chordata, Actinopteri, Syngnathiformes, Syngnathidae. Gene Ontology annotation, molecular function: protein binding. Bases 1397 to 3376 code for a protein of 659 amino acids. The record is from RefSeq and is a predicted model, not a curated record. The transcript has 14 exons. Gene Ontology annotation, cellular component: Cul4-RING E3 ubiquitin ligase complex; cytoplasm. Gene Ontology annotation, biological process: negative regulation of fatty acid biosynthetic process.